UUGUGUUACCAGGAAAACCAGCAAAGACUGCACGCUAUGAGAGACAGGAAAACAGAGAACGGCAAAGGACUGACAGUACACCUGCGAUGGAUGAGACAGCUAUUGAGCCAGCAGAUACAACACCUUGUAUUGCUUUUGUUGCUGUUUCAGCUGCAUGAUGCACAUUUAGCUAAAAUAUUUCCUUAUUUGAUCCACAGUGGAGACUAGGGAUGCACAGAUACCGAUACUGGUAUCGGUAUCUGGCCCGAUACCACGUGUUUGUACUCGUACUUGUAUCCGUAAAUGUGUUCCGAUAUUACAGGACCGAAUACUAGCAUACAUUUCUCUUUAACAGAAAGCAUUAGUUUGCGAUCAGAUACUAGAGAAGAAGACAAAGCAGCGAAGAAGAACGCAGUGUGACGUCAAGAACAUGCCAGCCAGACUAUAGCGCAGGAGGGAGCAAACACAAAAAGGGAGUUAGCCAUGUCCGCUAUUUGGAAAUAUUUUCAAGUUAACCAGGACGACAAAAGUAAGGCUGUUUGCAAAAUAUGUAAAUCAAAAUUAUCAAGGGGAGGAACAAACCCUAACAGUUACAACACAAGUAACCUGAUAAAACAUCUUAAAACGUAACACGACGCAGAACACAAGGAGUUCUCUCAUGGCGGUGGGAAAAUGCAACAACAAACUUUGCCGCAAACGCUUAAGAAGCGGGAGAAGAUGUCCAGAGACAACCCACACGCAAUGAAGAUAACAGAAGCCCUUACCCAAUACAUUGCCCUCGAUGAUCAGCCAUUAUCCGUCGUUGAAAAUAUUGGAUUCCGACGUCUUCUGAGUGUGCUGGAGUCGAGGUACGAAAUUCCUAGUCGCCAAUACAUCACUGCUGCCGAAGCUAUACGACUUUGUGAAGAGACACGUCCAAAGCCUUUUGCAAGACGUUUCAGCGAUUAGCUUGACAACUGAUAUCUGGACGAGCAGCGUUAGCCCGGUGUCACUCAUUAGCCUAACUGCGCAAUGGGUUGACAAAGAUUUUACCCUGCAGAGGGCUGUCUUGCAUGCAAAACAUUUUCGGGGAUCACACACUAGCCAAGCCAUCGUGGAUGUGUUUGAUGAGAUGCUCCGGAAGUGGGGCGUUCCCAAAACUUUGAUUCAUGUUGUGCUACGUGAUAAUGCUAAAAACAUGAUAAAAGCCAUGACGGAUGCCGGACUUCAGAGCCUUCCAUGUUUCGCGCACACACUCCAGCUGGUGGUUAACGAGGGGCUUCUGGUCCAGAGGAGUGUAACUGAUGCUGUCACUAUUGGUCGGAAAAUCGUAAGACAUUUUAAACACUCAACGUUAGCUUACUCCCGGCUGGAAGAUAUACAGCUGCAGCUCAACCAACCAACAAAAAGAUUGCAACAGGAUGUACAGACCCGCUGGAACAGCACGUUUUACAUGUUACAGUCUCUCAUUGAGCAGAAGCGUGCUCUUGGAAUAUAUGGUUCUGAACACGAGCUUCCAGAGAAUCUCGCCGCUCACCAGUGGGCACUUUUGGAAAAAACUGUUGUUGUUCCGGCUCCGUUUGAAGAGCUUACAAGAAAAGUAAGCUGCUCUGAUGCAUUGGCAUCAGAUGUGGUCCCUGCUGUGACUGUGCUUCUGAGAAUCCUGAACAGAGAAACUGAAGAAGAUCAGGGUAUCAAAACAAUGAAGUCGACCUUAGCUGCAGCUGUGAAGAGGCGCUUCACUGACAUGGAGAAGAUCCCCCUCUACUGCAUUGCAACUCUACUGGAUCCAAGGUACAAAGAUCGUUUUUUCUCAAACGUCAACAUUGCCAUGCAGGCCAAAGAAAUGCUGAAGGUGGAGUUGCAGAGUGUGAAUACAAGGAGAAUCUGGAAGAGCCACCUGCCAGAAGGCUUCGUAUGACACAAGCUAGCAGCAGUCUGGACAGAGUGUUUGAGGAGAUAACCGAAGAACAAAAGUCAUCUUCACAAAGCUAUGCCACCCCAGUGGGUGCUGCCAUUCAGUUAGAGACCUACCUUGGAGAGACUACAAUUCCUCGAGAAGAAAACCCACUGCAGUUCUGGGGUGUUAAUAAAAUGCGGUUUCCUGCUUUGGCUAAAAUAUCCC
This is a messenger RNA of Fundulus heteroclitus (mummichog), 2083 nucleotides long. RefSeq names its product zinc finger BED domain-containing protein 4. The coding region runs from base 1091 to 1879 and encodes 262 amino acids. The record is from RefSeq and is a predicted model, not a curated record. The transcript has 2 exons. Lineage: Eukaryota; Metazoa; Chordata; Actinopteri; Cyprinodontiformes; Fundulidae.